Messenger RNA from Gigantopelta aegis, 1429 nucleotides. RefSeq lists its product as uncharacterized. Gene Ontology annotation, molecular function: carbohydrate binding. NCBI's taxonomy places the organism in Eukaryota, Metazoa, Mollusca, Gastropoda, Neomphalida, Peltospiridae. The record is from RefSeq and is a predicted model, not a curated record. The coding region runs from base 414 to 1361 and encodes 315 amino acids. The transcript is spliced from 5 exons.
UGUCUGCUGAAUUUUUCUCAAGUUAAAAGAUUCAAAUUUCUGCAAGAGACACUUCGAAGUCUGAUUCAGUCUUUCUCAGAGGAUCUCAGCUUUUGUCGUCUGAUUUUUACAUCACAUUUCUAGUGAGCGGUUGAAAGGUCACGUGUAUCUACACAUGAUACGUCAGCAUUGUCGUCUGCUAGAUGUUUCGUCGACAGUUGAACCUCGAUUCCUGACUGAAAUUUGCCUUGACAGAGGAUCAUAUAAACUUUGAAUUACACGUUGAAAAAAGAAGGAAAAAAAAAAGAGGAAACAAAUAAACAAAACAACAAACGACGACAACAACAACAAAACAAUAUAAAACAAAAGACAACAAAAAAACCUACAUUUGUAAAAAAAAAAAAUUAUAUUUUAAUUUUCAAAAUAACCUCAUCAUGAAGAUUUUCUCAGAAUUCGGUAUCCGCUUAUUACAUAUCUUCAUCAUCAUGGCCGCUGGAGUUCUUGUCGUAAAUGUUGAUUCCCAGAAAUGCGGACGGGCUCCAGUGAUCUAUAACAGAGUUUUUACCGACAAGGCGGUCGUAGAAGAUGCACUGGUUACCAAAACGGGGAUCGCCACUAAAGUUGGUUGUCUCGAAGUUUGUGGGAGAAGUCUGGCCGUUGUCUGUACUUCAUUCGUCUUCAACAAACAAAAACAACAGUGCAACAUCUACAAAAACAGUUUAAACCAACUGACACAAGUCACCGAAACGGGAUCUGUAGGAUUCACGGUAUUAGAAGAAACCACAUGUCCUGCACCACCGCCCCUGCCCAAUGGCACAGUGACCUACACUUCAGUUGUAAUAGGAAGCACUGCCAGCUACAGCUGUGAUGCAGACUACCACUUUUUUGGACUCAGCCAGUCAAGUGUCUGUGAGACGACUCGAGCGUGGAAUGGUCUUAACGGUUCUUGUAGACAAGUGUUUUUCUACAACAUUCCACUUCCUAGCGGUACAACUCGGGACAUAUCUGUUCCUGGAUUAGUUACCGCAGGAUGGAAGAUAGAGGCAAUAGGAACGCCACUUGAUUCACCAAGAUUCUAUUUCAACCUAAUGAACGAUGAUAACAGAAUUAUACCCUUGAAUGUGGACGUGCGCUUCAACGUUGGUGGUGACAUAAACACCGUGAUUAUCAACUCCUUCAAUGGAUAUUGGGGCAGACAGGACUUUCCAUUCGCCCCAGAUCAGCAAUUUAACCUGACUAUCCUAGUGACGGAGAAUGGAUUUGAAGUGACCGUUGAUGGCCAGUGGCAUGCAACACGGGAACACAAUGUUAACGCAUCAGUGAUCACCGCUAUCAGAAUAGAUGAUGCCUGCAUUUAUCAAUCAGUUAAAAUGUUUUACUGAUUGCCAGAGAGAGGAAAUCCACAGACAAACAGACAGAGAGAGACACAGAUACAGAAGAACAGAGACCA